AUGAAGAUUGACAACAAGCUUGUUAAAAUGUCUUCAGAGUCUUCUACACACGAGACUUACACCAUUAAGUCAUGGCCAUGUAGUUAUUAUGACAACUCCUCAAGAAGAUGGAUUUAUGGGACUUUGUUUAUCAUGGGCAAUGGCAUAAGAUUUACAACAGAUCAUGAGAACACACUAGAUAUAUUAUAUUCUGACAUUGUUCAAGUGAAGAAGUGCAUGACAGGUUUAAUAUUUAGAGCCAUGGUGCUGGAUACAAAAAAUGGAACUAAACAUUGGUUUUCUUCAUUUUCUGAUAUUUAUAUAGUUGUGCAAUUUAUCAGCUUCUUUCUGAGGUCAAAAUUAUUACAGAAAAAGAAUGCUUCUACACAGGAUAAAACAAUAGAAGGUCGAACUGAAAUGGGACAAAAUCUACUGAGUGUUGCUAUUGACUCAGAGACAACACUGAGAAAUGCUGCAGAGACACUUGUUACACAGGGUCAUCAGUUCGAUUCUGCCAUGGCGACAAUGAUGGACCUUCAUUCAGACUUGGACGUGACAGAAAAUCUUCUUUCAGGUUUAGAAUCUUGGCUCGGACGCUGGUCACUUCCAGAAGAGUACAAAAGCAAUGACCCCCUAGUGGUUAGUGAUGCUGACCUCUCCAUGGAGGUGGAUUAUGAAAUUCUGUAUACAAAACUAGAACCAAACAAACUCAAUGCACAGAACUUAGGAAUCUUCAGAGUAGCCCAAGAUGGAAUUUAUCUGAUGACAGAAAAGCAGAAACUGGUACACUGCUUCAAGUGGAAAGAUGUGUCUCGGGUUCGGGUUGUUAGUUUGUGGGAAAUCACAGUGACCCAGUUUCAGAUAGGGAAAGCAGAUAUAUCAUACAGCCUCGUGUUUACAUCUGUGUAUAGCGUGCUUGGUAUCCUGGAUAAACGACUUCGUAGUAAAGUGGAAUACUCCCAGGAUGCCUUCAGAGGAGAUUCGUCAAAUAUGAAGCCACUUAGAAAGACAGUCAACACCAACUCUUCUACAGAACUGUUUCAUCAGAAAACUGACAGGUUAGACAAUAAUGUUUCUGCAGUCAGAAUUCCACCAUCUGGUGGUCACAUGACAGGAAAUUACCAAUCAAAUCCAGCAAUACAUCCAAGGGACCAAUCACAGCAAGUCUCACUACAGGCCCCUCAGAAGAUCGUAAGUGACCAGGAAGUGUCUGAGCUUAGUAGCAUUCUGGGAGAUUUGAAAUCUCUGGCUCUCGGAGUUCAACAGGAAAUGGUCGAUCAGGAUGAGAAGAUUGAUAAACUUAGUAAGACAGUGGAGGAGGCUAAUGUCAGGGUGGAGAAGACAGUAAAACGUGUUCAGAAACUUUUAUGAAUGCAUUAUAAUAGAUGUAUUUUUUUCUUAUACUCAUGGUGAUUAUAACUUGUAUGUUGUAUGCAUUAGCCAUGUACUUAAAGAGAAUACAUUUUUAAAUAC
Saccostrea echinata is the source of this 1452-nucleotide messenger RNA. Its product is annotated as synaptosomal-associated protein 47-like. Bases 1 to 1350 code for a protein of 449 amino acids. The transcript has 4 exons. Gene Ontology annotation, cellular component: SNARE complex; plasma membrane. Gene Ontology annotation, biological process: synaptic vesicle fusion to presynaptic active zone membrane; exocytosis; synaptic vesicle priming. The record is from RefSeq and is a predicted model, not a curated record. Gene Ontology annotation, molecular function: syntaxin binding; SNAP receptor activity. NCBI's taxonomy places the organism in Eukaryota, Metazoa, Mollusca, Bivalvia, Ostreida, Ostreidae.